GAGGACACUCUGCUGCUGCAGCCUCUGAGAGGUUUGUCUCCGGUUUGAGGGAUAACUGGACGGAAAUGUCCGACCCGGUCAAACCUCGGACCUCCUUCCUCAUAGAGGACAUCCUGUCCCCGGAGGACGGCACAGCUUCUAACAACAAACGCUGCUCACAGAAGAGGGAAAGACGCCCCCAGUGGGAGGAAGGAGCCCAGGAGACGGCGUCCAGGGCUCAGAAAGCGUCCAUGAGUCUGGACCCGUCUCUGAGUCUGGACCCGUCCCUUAAUCUGGACCGGUCCCUGAGUCUGGACCCGUCCCUCGGUCUGGACCCGUCCCUCGGUCUGGACCCGUCCCUGAGUCUGGACCCGUCCCGCCCCGACUCCUCGGAGUCCGCGGGGAAGCAGAAGCGCUCCAGAGCUGCGUUCACACACCUGCAGGUGCUGGAACUGGAGAAGAAGUUCAACCAGCAGAAGUACCUGUCGGCCCCGGAGAGGGCUCACCUGGCCGGCACCCUGAGACUGACCGAGACCCAGGUGAAGAUCUGGUUCCAGAACCGCCGGUACAAGACCAAACGGAAGCAGCAAACGUCCCGGUUCUGCAGGGACGUGUGCAAAGCAGAGGGACUGGGGGACGAGCUGCUCCGAUCGUCCCUGAUCUCGUCCUUCUGCAAAGCCUACCAGUACGGACCCUACCUGUGGGACUACGGGGGCCCCUGGGGGCCCGCGGCGCUAUGGUGACCGGGAGAUUAUCAGGCGGCUCUCCUGAGCCACCGUUACAUGAAGUUAUGAAAAGUAACGUAAAGUACUGCAUGGGGGAGGGGGGGGGAGGUCGGAUGGAUGGCAAGGUUAAAACACAGGGCUCUCAAUCGGGAGAGUGGCGUUCAAGUCCCGUGGGAAAACACAAGACUUUCACCCCUAAACCAUUCAUAGGCCUACAUAAAAGUAAAAAGCACUGUGAUUCCUAUUUGGGCAAUAAUCAGAACUGGGCUUUUUCAGUUUUUUUUAAUUUUUGUUCCUUUUCAAUAUUUUUGCCACUUGCUUCAACGUUUUCGAUGCUUUUUUCGAGGGUUUCGCGGACCAAUUUUUGUCUUAUUUUUGAAGUCAAUUUUUCCAUAUUUUUGUCGCCUUUUCAAGUUUUUUUGUUUUAUGUUUUUACUUUUUUUAUGACCCUUUUCAAGCUCUUUGGUGUCUUCUGAUAUUUUUGUCUCUUUCUUUGAGUUUUUUUUCUGACCAUUUUUUAAAAUGUUUUUGUUGCUUUUUUAAAAAAAAUACAUGCAGACAUGUUCCAGGACCUCUCUAGAUAAUUGGAGAUCUCAGACGUUUUUGUGAGACAUCAUGCGAACACAUUUAUGAGAAUGAGAUGCAAUAUUGAAUCAAGCUUUAAUUAAUUAUCAUAAACCUGUGUGUAGCAUCCGUGAUAUUUAGGCUCUUUGUUCCUUGGUUGAUUCUUUGUUGUUUUGUCUGAUUGAUUUGGUGUUUUACGGUAAGCCGACAUGUACCAGGAAAUGAUUUUGUUUAUUCAUAAACACAAUCUGUAAUUCUGAAUGCUUUGAUAGA
Molecule: messenger RNA, 1541 nt
Organism: Etheostoma spectabile (orangethroat darter)
Lineage: Eukaryota; Metazoa; Chordata; Actinopteri; Perciformes; Percidae
Gene: nkx3-1
Product: NK3 homeobox 1
Exons: 2
Coding region: 66-722 (218 amino acids)
Biological process (GO): cell differentiation; regulation of transcription by RNA polymerase II
Cellular component (GO): nucleus
Molecular function (GO): DNA-binding transcription factor activity, RNA polymerase II-specific; RNA polymerase II cis-regulatory region sequence-specific DNA binding
Source: RefSeq, a predicted model, not a curated record